AUGAUUGCCCUACAGUUUCCAGAGGGUGUACAGCUACUCGAAACAAGCCGCGGUCUCUUCGGUCGUAAGGGUAGUCCCGCGCAAGCAAAUGCCCGUCGCGACUACACGUCUAAAAGGAGCAUUCACGAGUUUGCUACGCCUGAGGAAAUCAAGGCCACCAGAGAAGCUUUUGAGCUGCUCAAACGCCUGAUGGUCAGCGCUCCGGUGUUGGCCUACCCCGAUUUCAAACGCGGCGGUUUUAUUCUGUUCGUCGACGGCAGUGAAGAGAUGGGUUUUGCCGUCGCUAUUCACCAGAAGGAUGAUAAAGGUAUGGGACACCCCAUCCUAUUCAUGUCCCGAACCCUGUCGCCCCCCGAGAAAAACUACUGGCCUACCGAACUUGAAACGGCGGCCUUGAUCUGGGCCCUGUAA
Molecule: messenger RNA, 411 nt
Organism: Fonsecaea erecta
Lineage: Eukaryota; Fungi; Ascomycota; Eurotiomycetes; Chaetothyriales; Herpotrichiellaceae
Exons: 2
Coding region: 1-411 (136 amino acids)
Source: RefSeq, a predicted model, not a curated record